AUGCAUGUUUCACAUAAGCGCCGCCAUCAGUCUCCUUCAGGUGACCACCGAUACAUCUCCAUCUCAGCCCCGUCUGAGUGGCAAUGGACGACCGAAAGUGAGGCCACCCACAACACAUCGCCGUUAGGACAUCAGCAUGGGAGUCCUGCCAGGCAGACUCACUCCAAGUCGCCUCAUACCAUUCAACUGAAGGUGAUAACCCAAGGACAAUUCGCUGAGGACACUGCCCACUUUAGCGACCCCUUCGUGUUCAUGGUACACUCGUGUCAGACAAGUCAUAACACACACAAGGGGACCAAGUGACAUAGUGGCGAUGACGUCCAUUCCUCAAAAGAAAUCAGAGCGGGAGCUUCAUGAACUCCUUGAACAGGCGGACCUUCUCGAGUACUACGACAAAUUCAUCGAGAUAGGCGCAGACAAUGUGCAGCAGCUUCGUGACUUGACGGAUGAAGAGCUUGGAGAAGUCAUUGACCAAGUAGAGAUGAUCAGGAAGCCCCUCCACGUGAAGAGGUUCAGGAAAGCUCUGGAGAAGUGGACGGGACAGAAAGGCACAUGUGAUUCAGGAACAUCCACGAGAGAGACAGCUACGGCAGCAUGUACAGAGCAGGCUGGCCAACGAGUGGACGAGAGAUCUACUGAGACUGCGGACAUCAGGGCUGACAUGCACCAUGCCAUUGACAGGAGAGACGUCGCGCAAGUGAGAGAGUGUCUGCAAGCAGAACCACAACUAAAGAUGUGGCUCGAUCCACUUACCGAAGAGUCGGCCAUGUAUAGAGCUGUGACGACAAACGCAUUCAAGGCGUUUGGCCUUCUGUUAUCACAGAAAUGUAAAUUCAAGAACGCUAGAGAAGGUGAUUGCCUCCAGCACUUGAAUCCUCUCCAAAAGUCCGAACUCGCGCGACAACGAUACUUCGUAGCUGGGUACGAAGGAUCCUACAUUAGUGUGCUCAAGGGUAGAUCGACCAGCCUAGCCGAGUGUGCAGGUUUUCAGAGAAUUUUAGAUGACAUGUAUCGUUCUCUCGACAGUAACGACUUACUUAAGCCUGUGUUGAAAGUCGCUUCAAUGGCACCUCAUUUGAGCAUUCGCUUCGACUUCGAGCGAAUCCACACUCAAUGCAUGGUGGGUGGGUACAGGACUAACCUUGGCAUGACUGAACCAGAAAAACAAGGCGUCUUCAUUGGAGCCACGGGACUUCACGGGGAACGAACAGAUGCCGCAGAACGUCGCACCAAAGAAGUCGAAGGAACCCUGGUGCACGAGUUGUGCCAUUUGGCUCUCAACCUGGUAUACGGAAAUGAAGGAAAGCCAUAUUUGUGCACAGAUGAAAGCAGAAAAGAACAUUACGCAGGUAUCCUCGAGGACGCAAGGGGCCGACAGCACGGUUUACACGACAUCUUAAAAUGGGCCUUUCACGGGAAUGACGAAGCUGAACUUAUAGUUCGAAUACCGCACAUUCUCGCUCUUUGCCCUACGGAAGGAAACACUAUUCUGGAGGAACAAGUCCCGAGGCUCUUCCAGUUUUUCAAACAACACGUCGUCGAGGAUAUGACGCAGUACAUACAGGACGGUUGUCUGGGAAGAGAGACUGAAGACAUCAGAGAAGAAAAUGGAAAAUUGGGGAGGGCGUCCUCCACAGAGGAACUAGGAAUCGAAUUCGUGGCGAGGCUCGAUGACUGUGUUAUGAGGCGUGACCCACCUGUUGUCCUUGUAGCAUCAAAUUUAACAUUCCUCGAAGUAAUGGUGAACGACCUCGUGAGAUCUGCUAGAGUACCAUACCUAUUUCUCGAGACAUCGCAGUGGGGGGACAGAACCUAUGACAUCCUGCUCGGAAAUAAGUGCAGCUUCUUGCUCUUAUCUUGCGAGGGAAGAGAGAACCUCCGAAUAAUUCUCAAUCUCUCAAAAGAGCUUCAUGACGUCACUGGCACCAAGACAAUUCUGCUAACGUCAAAGCAGAACCUUCAACAUUGUCUCCAAGGAAUUAAAGAGAGUAUGUUACAUGAUAUCAAAAUUUACCUGGACACUGUGCACAAUGCUUCUUUUCAGAACGUCACCGCCAAAUGCAAGAAUAAAAUUAUCAAGAGGUCACGGAUCGCUCUUCAGUCUCCCAACCAGCAGUGUUUUAUUAAAGAUAUCCUCGACAUCGACAGCUUUUCGAAAACCUGCCAGGAGGAGACGUUAUUGACACUGUGCAGAGAAGGAGUGCUAUUUUUUGGCCCUGAACUCAAGGAACUCCAGGAAGACGUAAGCGAGUGCUACAUUAACCAAAAGUGCAGUAGGUCCGUUGAAGUUGACUUGAGGAAGAUUAGAGAGCGUCCUAAAGACGAUGCUUUCGCUUUCCUCGGGUGCUCGGAGGAAACACUCCAGUCAUCUUUGCCCAAAGGCCUUUCUGCGAAGCGAAUGAGCAUCUUGGACAGUUUCGAGCAAAUUGUCCUCCUGGAGCAGAACAGUGACUACGACCGCCUUGUCGCAACGGAACACUACAAGGGAAAGACAGUUCACCUACUUGAAUUCCAUGAAGGACGUUACGUGUGGAAAAAAUCAAAUGGUGCUUUAAGUCACCUUCCCAUGACCGGGAUAGAAAUCCACUCGGCGAAUUUCCUCCUUGAUGUAAGAGAGAAAGUCCUCGUUGUUUCCGGAGACCCAGGAUCGGGAAAAACCGUGCUGGCCACGCGGCUUUGCACUGAAAUCAAGAAAGCAGACGAGAAAGCAUGGGUACUUUACGUCAGUACCUACCCAAAGAGGCAAGAAGCAAUGAAAUUGCUUAAUGAAGAAACUGGAGACAUCAACUUCAACCAGUUCGCAAAGUUGUGUUGCGUGAAAACAACUGGACAAGAGUUUGAACUGUUUCAGCAAACUGUCACCAAGGGAAGUCCGUUUCACGUGUGGGUCAUUUUCGAUGCCCUUGACGAAACCCUGGAGAUGACGCGGAAAUAUAUCCUUGAGUUUACGAAGGUUUUGGCUCGAGAAAAACUGUUGAAAAUAUUGAUAUUCACACGCACGAUAUGCCGGAAUGCAAUUCAAGAUGAAAUGCACCUUGUGCCUUUCGACAUGGCUGCGUUCUCGAAGGAAGAACAAGAUGAGUUUCUGCAGAAAUAUCAGAAAUCUCUACAGAAUCCGAUGACUGAUAAGAAGACAUUCAAGAGCAUUGUUACUUGUGUUAAGGAGAAAGACAGCUCUCUUCUAGGAAAUCCUCUAAUUCUCCGAAUGGUGGCGGAGGUUGACCAAGGCGAAGCUUCUGACCCUCACUACCGUGAAUUGGUGCAAAGCAUGUACAGCUCCCAGGAUUGCUUUACGCUUCUCUCCCUGUACAGAUUGUUUGUCGAGUACAAAUACCUUCUAUAUCGGAUCGAAAAAAAGAAAGAGGACAGAAUGAGAGCCGCAAACGAAGAUGAUGACGAGACGCUGAAGCCGAUAUUUCAGAGUAACCACGCUCUUUUAGCCCUAAAAUUGCUUCUGCCCGAGGACGCCCUCAAGGAACUCGUAAGCGAAAGUGAAUACAACGACCUAAAAUCAAAGGGCCGUUUGAUAAUGGCUGUCAAGGAGAACAAGCUAAAACAGGGCAUAAUACUGUGCCUGACAAAUGACGCUCCUCAUUUUGUGCAUCAUAGCUUCGCCGAGUUUUUCGCGGCAGAUUUGAUAUUCAAGAGGGUGAAAGAGGCGAAUGCCAGAGGCGAUGUAGGGGUGGCACGUAUAAUUUCUGGCUUGUAUGGAGAACCUAGCUAUGUCGGCAUGUUGACCUUCUUGGAUGGAUUUGCAGCGGAGCGACACGCAAUACAGAGCAGUAUCAUGAAUAACGAUAUUGUAAACGUUAAAGCGGCUACGGAACACACUUACUCCCAAGACGCCCUCGAAAGAACACCUCUGCAUGUCGCUGCGCUGCAUGCUAAUCAAGAUAUCUUAGAAUGUCUUUCUAUUAACGAAGUACUAACGCAGGAAGAUAUGUUAGGUAUGACGCCUCUCAUGUACGCUGACAAGAUUCACGCGUGGAAAAGACUAGAUUGUCUCUGUGCGCGUAGUGCUGGUUGUGCUAUUGACUGGCUCAACCAGCUACCUACGGUGGUCAAGAACAUUACGACUAAACGAGAAUUCCAUAGUUCGAUUUUGUCCGACGCGAUUUACGGGCGCCUCAAUGCUCUUUUAUCUGUGUUGCUCAGAGUGUUCUGCAAAAAUAAGAUGCGUUCGAGUGAGAUCUGCAUUGGGAGUGCACCAGAGUACUUGAGGGAAAGCGUCAGCUCCUCUGAAGACGCCGUACAUAUCUCUAUGGAUGUUGAUCAUAUUAGGGAUAACCACCAGCGUACCCCCUUGCACAUCAGUGUUCUUCAAGGUGAACUUAAUAUUGUCCAUACGCUUUUGCCUUAUUCAUCGCAAAACGUACGUGAUGCUUUUGGUAUGACACCGCUUCAGGGAUGCAUAUUUCACGGCUAUACUGACAUUCUGAGGUUUUUGCUUCCUUUAGCUUCAGCUCAGGAUUGGUACAUCUAUGAAAACAUCUAUGAAACGUCUCACAAAGUAGCGUUCUCCGCUGUGUAUCUGCAAAAUUGUGAUGCAUUACAGUUGCUACUCCCCCAUUUCGAAACUCCAUCCUCGGUCAAGCAGUACCUGUUCGAUGAGAGCGUUCUGCAGGGUUACACCGGAGUGGCGAAAGCUCUUCUUCCUCACACUGAUGCAAGUGGCAGCUGUGCGCACCGAGCCACAACGAAUUGGCACGCAAGCAUACGCUCUGGUUGCUUGGAUACUGUGAGACUAAUGAUUCCUUACACUGAUAUGCAUGGAAGGGAUAAAGACAUCAUCGAUGCAGUCCUUAUGGCCGUUGUUGGCAUGGCUUCCAUAUAUGGAAAUCCAACGCACACUAAACCAGUACCAGAUGACGUGCAAAGCGAAAAUGGCAAUCACCCUGACAUUUUCAUUGUGAAGUUGUUGAUUAUUCAUUCAAACAUACACUCUCUUAACGUAGAUGGCCAAAGGGUUGCGGAGAUCAGCGUCAGGUGUAGAAUCCCUUUGACCGCUUUCAAGCUACUCCUUCCUCAUUUGUCAGUCACGUCUCGUACCAUAAGUCAAGCAAUGUCGACCUGUUAUGGUACUGACGCUGGAGAGCAGGAUAUGUUAACUUAUCUGAUUCCUUACAUUCCAAUCAACGCUCGAGAUGAAAACGGAGUGAAGACGCUAUACUACUGCUGCAUUUAUAGAAACCUGAGAGCGGCAAAGCUUCUGCUCCCCCUUACACUCUGCGAUGUCGAUUCACCGAUUACCCGCACACCAUUGUACGUGAGUGUUUUUCUGUGCAUCCCGGACAUUGUGGAGUUGCUCCUGCCCCACUCUUCGAAGCGUAGUUGUGGUGAUACGUUGGCGGUUGCCAUUCAUAAAGGAUUUGUGGUUAUGACGAAAUGGUUUCUGCCCCACGUGGAUGUGAAUGAUUGUACUACGGGGGAAACGACGGUGUGGCGCAAGAGUGUGGACCGAGGAGACUGGACAUCGGUGACGCUCCUUCUGCCUUACACGGGAACACUUGAUAGUGGCAUUAGUCACGACACACCGUUCUUGUUAAAUGAUCGCAAAGGAUCGAGAAGCGCUCUCGAGUCAUCAAAGGCAGACGAUGAACAGAAUUGGAAUUCACGCGGUGGGAAUGAUCCAAUAGCUAUCGAAGUAUUAAAGCUACUCCAGCUCCACUCGAAAUUGAGAGAUACGGAUCAGACUCUGCUAGCCAAUACGUGUCUCACAGACAAUCGCGUGACGAGGUUGCUCUGCCCGCAUCCAUCGGUGAGUGAUGUAAUGUCUCCUCAUUCGUCAAUCACUUCGCCAUGUAUGAGUGGUUUAGAGUUUAUUCUAUUCGCUGCAAACACUGAGUAUCAAGAUAUCCUAGAGUAUCUGAUUCCUUACACUCCAAUUAACGCUCCAGUUGAAGAUGGAUUAACACCACUCCUUUGCUGCAUCGCUUGUGGAAACAUGACAGCGGCGAAGCUACUCCUUCCUCUUACAGUGGUUGACGAAUGUAGAAGCAUACCAUUGAUUGGGAGUGUGCUUCAAGACAAUGGCGAUAUUGUUCAGCUGCUUCUCCCCCACUCCUUGAUGCGUACCUGUGAUGCCGAGUUGAUAACUGACGCUUAUACGAGACACGACGAUGUAACUAAAUUACUUCUGCCUCAUGUUUGCGUGAACGUUGCUACAGGGAAAAUGACGGCGUUGCGUCAAAGUGUAAAACUAGGAGACUGGGCACAGGUACAACUCAUUCUGCCUUAUACGGCAACACGUGAUAGUGACAUCAGACAGGAAUCAUCGUUACUAGUAAAUGCUUGCAAAGAGCCGACAGCCUCUCAGAAGUCACUGAAUACAGAGGGCGAACGGAAUAGCGGAAUGAGCGCUACAGAUGUCAAAAUUUUUAAACUGCUUCUCCUCCACUCGAACUUGAACGUAGAGGAUGCAGAUCGGGCUCUUCCAAUCGACGAGAGCAUCGCAAUCUUUGAUGCGGGGACCUUAUUCUGCGUCCAACCAUCGGCGAAGAAGCUAAUGUUUCCACAUUCGUCAUUCACCUCUUAUAGCGAAAUUGGAGCAGAGACCAUCAAUAGUGAAGAAGACGUCCAAAGUCAGAUACCUUACAUGCCAAUUAACACACCAGAUGAAGACAAACUAACGCCCCUACUUCGCUGUGUCAGGCAUGGAUACCUGAGAGCGGCGAAACUUCUGCUUCCUCUUACGGUCGUUGACGAAGAUAGAAGCGAACCAUUGUUUUUGUGCGUGGUCGAAGACAAGCGCGAUUUUCUGCAGAUGCUUCUCCCCCACUCCUUGAAACGUCAUAGCGAAAUCGAGUUGAUAAAUGCUGUUGUUAGGAGGUACGGUGAUGCGACGAAAUUGCUUCUCCCUCAUGUUGGUGUGAACACUCGUACGUGGAGUAAAACUACGGAGCUAGGAGACUGGACCUUGGUGCGGCUCUGUCUGCCUUACACGAGAACGCGUGAUAGUGACGUCAUUCGCAACACACGGGUGCUGGUGAGCGCUUGCAUGCGGCCGGUAGCCACUCCAGAGUUAUCGGGGCCGGAAUAUGAACGGAACCUGGAAGAGAACGUCAGAGAUAUCAAAAUAUUGAAGCUGCUUCUCCUUCACUUCAACUUUGAUAUUGUGGAUCGGCCUUUGACGAUCGACUGGAGGGUCACGAACAAUCACGUGUUGAAGUUACUACAGCCGCAUUCGUCGAUGAAGAAACGCAGGCAAAAGGCCGUUCUGCGUUGUAUAGGCUUUUCUGUUCUCCUUUUUUCUAGGUUUUUUGACGCAUCGUUUCUUCUCCCAUGGUUGUACCGUCUUUACACUGGUUGAUGUGACGUCUUGCAGUGGACCCUGAUGCGACUGUGGCGAUGUCUGUCUGUCGAUUACAGGUUCUUCAGCACGAACUUUAUCAACUGUCAGUGUGGGAUACUAUUGGUGACCUAUAACAUGAUGUAUGCUGGUGACACUCUGCCUGUAUGGGGACAGUUACUUGUUCAUAAGAUAGUACCUUGAUGAACUAUCGUUGGUGUCACAAUAACGUUGAUCACAUUAAUAGCAAUAUCAUAUCCUGUAACAAUAUCGCGAGGGCGUGCUUCAGUUGUUUCCAGACCGUCAUAUCGACAUGCGCAUUUUGAAAUAAUAAAUAUCGUUAC
Messenger RNA from Ornithodoros turicata, 7632 nucleotides. RefSeq lists its product as uncharacterized. Bases 314 to 7309 code for a protein of 2331 amino acids. The record is from RefSeq and is a predicted model, not a curated record. Gene Ontology annotation, molecular function: transcription coregulator activity; protein binding. Gene Ontology annotation, biological process: regulation of DNA-templated transcription. Gene Ontology annotation, cellular component: nucleus. The transcript is spliced from 5 exons. NCBI's taxonomy places the organism in Eukaryota, Metazoa, Arthropoda, Arachnida, Ixodida, Argasidae.